This is a messenger RNA of Spodoptera litura, 2291 nucleotides long. RefSeq names its product E3 ubiquitin-protein ligase mind-bomb-like. Gene Ontology annotation, molecular function: protein binding. Gene Ontology annotation, biological process: protein ubiquitination; endocytosis; Notch signaling pathway. NCBI's taxonomy places the organism in Eukaryota, Metazoa, Arthropoda, Insecta, Lepidoptera, Noctuidae. Gene Ontology annotation, cellular component: cytoplasm. The record is from RefSeq and is a predicted model, not a curated record.
UUUGCUCUAUUAAGUCGUUUCUUACACCAAACUUUGGUUUAAUUACAGUGCAAUGAAAAUUAUGCUGGGCAAGUUGCCGCGACCAUGGAUCGUCGACGAUGCCAAGGAUGAUGGGUACACAGCACUGCACCUGGCAGCGCUGAACAACCACGCCGAGGUAGCAGAACUACUGGUCCGAGGAGGCGCGAGACCGGACCUUCAGAAUGCCAACUUGCAAACAGCUCUACACCUCGCCGUCGAACGACAACACACACAGAUCGUCCGCUUACUCGUCGCACAUGGAGCGAAUCUCAAUAUAUGUGACAAGGAUGGCGACACUCCGCUACACGAGGCGCUGCGCCACCACACGCUGCAACAGCUACGUCGUCUACAAGACGCGCGCGAUGCAGCGCUACUCACGGGUCUCGCGCACGCACACGAUAAGAAAUCUUCCGCUUCCAUUGCAUGCUUCCUUGCUGCACAUGGAGCUGAUCUAACUAUCAAGAAUAAGAAAGGUCAGACACCCCUAGAUCUAUGCCCCGAUCCGAAUCUUUGCAAGACAUUGACGACAUGCCGCAAAGAAGGAGCCAGUUUGGGUGGCGAGGGCACUCCGGAGAGCGAGCCGUGCUCAUUGAAUGCAGCGACUGCAAGCACAUCGGGCGCGACGGCCGCGUCACCCGCGCCCGCAGAGAGCGCCGCCGCCCUCGCCACUCCCACACAGCCUGCGUCCUCUGACCCCACGGCAGACGAGUGCCUCGUUUGCUCCGAUGCCAAACGAGAUACACUCUUCCGUCCGUGUGGACACAUUUGCUGCUGUAGCGUUUGUGCAGCUAGGGUAAAGAAGUGCCUGACGUGUCGCGCGUGCGUGGUGUCGCGGCAGCGCGUGGGCGAGUGCGUGGUGUGCUCGGAGGCGGCGGCGGCCGUGCUGUGUCGGCCGUGCGGCCACGUGUGCGUGUGCGUCAACUGCGCGCCGCUCAUGCGCAAGUGUGUGGAGUGUCGCACGCCGCUGCAGCCGCCCCCCGCGCCCGCGCCCCCCGCGGGCCCCGCGCCCCCCGCGCCCCCGGCCGCGCUGCAAGCACCCGCGCCACAUAAAAUUGACUUGGAGAAGGAGAGUAGCAGCAACCUGGCGCAGGUGCAAGUGAACAAGGGGCAGCCAGUACCUGCGCAGUCGGCUCCGCACUAUAUGAACAACGGCUCUCGGUUUGCAGCGGCGCCAGCCCUGGGCGCCAGCAACGCCCACGCGACGCUGGCGCCCCCUGCAACCACUGCAGCGCCCGCGCCCGCCGCGGCUGAUGUACAGAAACUGCAGCAACAGCUCCAGGACAUCAAAGAACAGACGAUGUGUCCGAUCUGCCUGGACCGGCUGAAGAACAUGAUCUUCCUGUGCGGGCACGGCAUGUGCCAGAUGUGCGGCGACCGCAUCACGGUGUGCCCCAUCUGUCGCAAGCAGGUCGAGAAGCGGAUCCUGCUCUACUGACGCACUGCGGCCCGCUCUACUACAAGGCUGAUAGUAUAAUGGCUUACUUAACAACUUAUAUUUAUUACAAUCUUAUAUAGUUCAAAGAAUAUCAUUAUUAUUUUAUUACAAAUAAAUACGAAUCGCGACAAUGUCGCAAAAGCAGCUUCUCAUUAUCUCGGAACUCUUUUACAGGUUCAAAUUACUUAAUAAUUUUUAGUAAAUUCUGCAACUAAAGAUACAAUCCUCAAAUAGUGUUGCUUACAAGUUUAUUGUUACGUUAUGUUAAGCCUUAUAUAUUUGUUAUUUUUGUAUAAUUAAUUGAAUCGGUUUAAUUCAUAGUACUUAAAAUCACGUGUAACACAAAAUAUGAAUUUUCCAUUUUCAUGCAUUUAAAUACCCCUUGGAAAUAAGUUGAAAUAAUUCGUACUAUGCAAUUAUUCAAUGCAUUUUGUGUUUGUGAUAAGGGUCUUUAGUGCAAUGUGAAACACAUUGCCAGUGAACUAACUCAUUAGGCUGACCCCACGUUAGGCGCGCGAUCCUUAGGCGUGUGCCUGCGGCCGCGUCGCUCAUACGCCCGAGGAUCGCGCGCCCUUAUGUGGGGAGGAAAGGAAAUAAUUUGAUGUUUGAAAUGCCUAGAACAAUUUGUUACUCGACGAAGCUUGUUCUUUAUGAAUGCGAGCUAUUUACUAAUGUAUUGUAUUGUUAUUGCUAGUGCCUAUAGCUACUAUUUAAUGUUACAAAGGGCUUUUUGUAAUCCCACACGUUAUUCAAUGAUAGAAUACUUGCAUAACCAAUAUUAAAUAGUUUAUACCUGUGUAAUUAUUCUUAUUAAAAUAAAUAUUAUUGUUCGAAA